Manis pentadactyla (Chinese pangolin) is the source of this 8683-nucleotide messenger RNA. RefSeq names its product attractin like 1 (gene ATRNL1). Gene Ontology annotation, cellular component: Golgi apparatus. NCBI's taxonomy places the organism in Eukaryota, Metazoa, Chordata, Mammalia, Pholidota, Manidae. The transcript is spliced from 29 exons. Gene Ontology annotation, molecular function: protein binding. The record is from RefSeq and is a predicted model, not a curated record. The coding region runs from base 290 to 4423 and encodes 1377 amino acids.
AGCGCCCCGCGCCGCCCGCUCCCCGCCGCCAGCCCGGCCCGGGCGCCGCGGCCGACAAGGUCAGGAGACGAGAGGCGAUGAGCGAGUGCGGCCGGAGAGAGCCGAGCGGAGGCGGCCGCGGCGGGGGUCUGUCCCCCCCGACCGGGCAGCGGGACUGGGGCAGGCGCCGGUGAGGACGAGGAGCAGCGGCGGCGGCGGCGGCGGCGUUUCCUCCUGCCGGACUUGCCCUCGGGGGCCUCCCCGUGCGCGCUCCGGAGCGCAGCCCCGCCGGGCAGGGGCGCCGUGGAGGAUGGGGCCGGGGGGCCCGGCCCGCGCUGGCACCCCGCAGCCGUCGGCCCCGGGGCCGUGGAGGGCCCGGCCGGCGGGCGGCGGGGGCGCCUCCUGCCUGUGGGACGGGACCAGCUGGCUGUUGUGCUACGGCUUCCUCUACCUGGCCCUCUACGCGCAGGUGUCCCAGUCCAAGCCGUGCGACAGGACCGGCUCCUGCUUCUCGGGCCGCUGUGUCAACGCCACCUGCCUCUGCGACCCGGGCUGGGUGGGGGACCAGUGCCAGCACUGCCAGGGCAGGUUCAAGUUGACAGAACCUUCUGGAUAUUUAACAGAUGGUCCAAUUAAUUACAAGUAUAAAACUAAAUGUACAUGGCUAAUUGAAGGCUAUCCAAAUGCAGUGUUAAGAUUAAGAUUCAAUCAUUUUGCUACAGAAUGUAGCUGGGAUCAUAUGUAUGUUUAUGAUGGAGAUUCAAUAUAUGCACCUUUAAUAGCUGUGCUUAGUGGCUUGAUAGUCCCUGAAAUAAGGGGAAAUGAAACUGUGCCUGAAGUUGUCACAACAUCUGGCUAUGCACUGUUACACUUUUUUAGUGAUGCUGCAUAUAAUUUAACUGGUUUCAACAUUUUUUAUUCAAUCAAUUCUUGUCCUAACAAUUGCUCUGGUCAUGGGAAGUGUACAACUAGUAUGUCUGUUCCAAACCAAGUAUAUUGUGAAUGUGAUAAAUACUGGAAGGGUGAAGCUUGUGACAUUCCUUACUGUAAAGCCAACUGUGGAAGUCCAGAUCAUGGUUACUGUGACCUCACCGGAGAAAAACUGUGUGUCUGCAAUGACAGUUGGCAAGGUCCUGAUUGUUCUUUGAAUGUUCCUUCUACUGAGUCUUACUGGAUUCUGCCAAAUGUUAAACCCUUCAGUCCUUCUGUAGGUCGGGCUUCCCAUAAGGCAGUUUUACAUGGGAAAUUUAUGUGGGUGAUUGGUGGAUAUACUUUUAACUACAGUUCUUUUCAAAUGGUCCUGAAUUACAAUUUAGAAAGCAGUAUAUGGAAUGUAGGAGCUCUGUCAAGGAGUCCUCUCCAGAGAUAUGGACACUCUCUUGCUUUAUAUCAGGAAAACAUCUUUAUGUAUGGAGGCAGAAUUGAAACAAAUGCUGGCAAUGUCACGGAUGAAUUAUGGCUUUUUAACAUACGUAGUCAGUCAUGGAGUACGAAAACUCCUACUGUUCUUGGACAUGGUCAGCAGCAUGCUGUGGAGGGACAUUCAGCGCAUAUUAUGGAGUUGGAUAGUAGAGAUGUUGUCAUGAUCAUAAUAUUUGGAUAUUCUGCAAUAUAUGGUUAUACAAGCAGCAUACAGGAAUACCAUAUCUCAUCAAACACUUGGCUUGUUCCAGAAACUAAAGGAGCCAUUGUUCAAGGUGGAUAUGGCCAUACCAGUGUGUAUGACGAAAUAACAAAAUCCAUUUAUGUUCAUGGAGGCUAUAAAGCAUUACCAGGCAAUAAAUACGGAUUGGUAGAUGAUCUGUAUAAGUAUGAAGUUAACACUAAGACUUGGACUAUUUUGAAAGAAAGUGGGUUUGCCAGAUACCUUCAUUCAGCUGUUCUAAUCAAUGGAGCUAUGCUUAUUUUUGGAGGAAAUACCCAUAAUGACACUUCCUUGAGUAACGGUGCAAAAUGUUUUUCUGCCGAUUUCCUGGCAUAUGACAUAGCUUGUGAUGAAUGGAAGAUAUUACCAAAACCAAAUCUUCAUAGAGAUGUCAACAGAUUUGGACACUCUGCAGUUGUCAUUAAUGGGUCUAUGUAUAUUUUUGGAGGAUUUUCUAGUGUACUCCUUAAUGAUAUCCUUGUCUACAAGCCUCCAAACUGCAAGGCUUUCAGAGAUGAAGAACUUUGUAAAAAUGCUGGUCCAGGAAUAAAAUGUAUUUGGAGUAAAAAUCACUGUGAAUCUUGGGAAUCUGGGAAUAAUAAUAAUAUUCUUAGAGCAAAAUGCCCUCCUAAAACAGCCGCCUCUGAUGACAGAUGCCACAGGUAUGCAGAUUGUGCCAGCUGCACGGCCAACACGAACGGGUGCCAGUGGUGUGAUGACAAGAAAUGCAUCUCAGCAAACAGUAACUGUAGUACGUCUGUGAAAAACUACACCAAAUGUCAUGUGAGAAAUGAACAGAUUUGUAACAAACUUACCAGCUGUAAAAGCUGUUCACUAAACUUAAAUUGCCAGUGGGACCAGCGACAACAAGAAUGCCAGGCUUUACCAGCUCAUCUUUGUGGAGAAGGAUGGAAUCAUAUUGGGGAUGCCUGUCUUAGAAUCAAUUCCAGUAGAGAAAGCUAUGACAAUGCAAAACUCUAUUGCUAUAAUCUUAGUGGAAACCUUGCUUCAUUAACAACCUCAAAAGAAGUAGAAUUUGUUCUGGAUGAAAUACAGAAGUAUACGCAACAGAAAGUAUCACCUUGGGUAGGCUUGCGCAAGAUCAAUAUAUCCUACUGGGGAUGGGAAGACAUGUCACCUUUUACAAACACAACACUGCAGUGGCUUCCGGGUGAACCAAAUGAUUCUGGGUUCUGUGCAUAUCUAGAAAGGGCUGCAGUGGCUGGCUUAAAGGCCAAUCCUUGUACAUCUAUGGCAGAUGGCCUUGUCUGUGAAAAACCUGUUGUCAGCCCAAACCAGAAUGCAAGGCCAUGCAAGAAGCCAUGCUCUCUGAGGACGUCGUGUGCCAACUGCACGAGCAACGGCAUGGAGUGCAUGUGGUGCAGCAGCACGCGGCGCUGCGUCGACUCUAAUGCGUACAUAAUCUCCUUUCCGUAUGGACAGUGUCUGGAGUGGCAAACUGCCGCCUGCUCUCCUCAUAAUUGUUCUGGAUUGAGAACCUGUGGACAAUGUUUGGAACAACCUGGAUGUGGCUGGUGCAAUGAUCCUAGUAAUACAGGAAGAGGACACUGCAUUGAAGGAUCUUCACGGGGACCAAUGAAGCUUGUUGGAAUGCACAGUAGUGAGAUGGCUCUUGACACCAGUCUUUGUCCUAAAGAAAAGAACUAUGAAUGGUCCUUUAUCCAGUGCCCAGCUUGCCAGUGUAAUGGACACAGCACGUGCAUCAAUAGUAAUGUGUGCGAACAGUGUAAAAAUCUCACCACAGGAAAGCAGUGUCAAGACUGCAUGCCAGGUUAUUAUGGAGAUCCAACCAAUGGAGGGCAGUGUACAGCUUGUACAUGCAGUGGCCAUGCAAAUAUUUGUCAUAUGCACACAGGAAAAUGUUUCUGCACAACUAAAGGAAUAAAAGGUGACCAGUGCCAAUUAUGUGACUCUGAAAAUCGCUAUGUUGGUAAUCCACUUAGAGGAACAUGUUAUUACAGCCUUUUGAUUGACUAUCAGUUUACCUUCAGCUUAUUACAGGAAGAUGAUCGCCACCAUACUGCCAUAAAUUUCAUAGCAAACCCAGAACAGUCAAACAAGAAUUUGGAUAUUUCAAUAAAUGCAUCAAACAAUUUUAAUCUCAACAUUACAUGGUCAGUUGGUUCAACAGCUGGAACAAUAUCUGGGGAAGAGACUCCUAUUGUUUCCAAGACAAAUAUAAAGGAAUACAGAGAUAGUUUUUCCUAUGAAAAAUUUAACUUCAGAAGCAAUCCUAACAUUACAUUCUACGUGUAUGUCAGCAACUUUUCUUGGCCUAUUAAAAUACAGAUUGCGUUCUCACAACACAAUACAAUCAUGGAUCUUGUGCAGUUUUUUGUCACCUUCUUCAGUUGCUUUUUAUCCUUAUUACUGGUAGCUGCUGUGGUAUGGAAGAUCAAACAAACAUGUUGGGCUUCUCGACGAAGAGAGCAACUGCUUCGAGAACGACAGCAGAUGGCCAGCCGCCCCUUUGCUUCUGUUGACGUAGCUCUGGAAGUUGGAGCCGAACAAACAGACUUUCUGCGAGGGCCCUUAGAGGGGGCGCCCAAACCGAUAGCCGUUGAACCAUGUGCUGGGAACAGAGCUGCUGUUCUGACUGUGUUUCUUUGUCUACCACGAGGAUCAUCAGGUGCCCCUCCCCCUGGGCAGUCAGGCCUUGCAAUUGCCAGUGCCCUAAUAGAUAUUUCACAACAGAAGCCUUCAGAUAAUAAAGACAAGACUUCAGGUGUCCGAAAUCGAAAACACCACCUCUCAACACGCCAAGGAACAUGUGUCUGAGAAACAGAAACUGCUCCUGGAUAUUCUGUAAUGUUUGACUUUGCAAAUUGCCUUGUGCUAAGUCUGUCCGUGGCCUCGGUUUUUAUGGAGGCAAAUUUCAGUAUGGUCCCAGGGCGCAUGGUACAAUUCCCUCCGGAUGAGCAAUGACAGAAGUGGCCGAAGAAUGUUUAUGAGUUUUGUAGAAGCAACAGUCUUGAUGGUCACAGGUGAUAAAGUCCAUUUUUAUGACUCUCUUAGGCUUAUCGUAGAUAACAUUAAAUUACUCUGGAAAAAGAUGUAUAUUGUUUCUUAAUGCAGAUGAAAAAUAUGAAAUUCGUAUAAACCAAACUGUUUGUAUUCCAAGACUUUAAAGAAAGACAUUUUAUAAUGCCUGAACGAUGAGCUAUGUACAGGUUUUGCCUCAUAAGCAAACUUAAACCACUUGUGUAUGAACAGGAAAUGAACAAAUUGCAAUGGCUUUAGAUGCUGUUUUAUCUCACUGUAAAUGUAAAAGCAAGACUGAUUUAGUAGGAUGUAGGCAAUGUAUUUAAAUAUUUCACAUGACCAUAUCAUGUCCAAACUCAGCUUAAGAAUGUGGCCAUCUUCCACCCAACUGGAACACAGACCAAAAUGAGCCCAUUUGGAUGGAUGGUAUGUGCAGCUUCACAGGUAUCAGAAUUCUGAGUGAAGAGGGCAUUCCUGUCAUCCAUGCCGACCGCCUAACUCAUUAUCAGAGCUGAUAGAGCGUGGGAAAGCCUGUCCAGCAAUCAAUUUUUCCCCUCCUUCCAAAAACAGCCUCCGACACCAGAAACCUGAAGAGAACUGAAAUAGUUAUUUUACAGUGUGCAGGCUUCUGCCCUAACAUGGUAAUUUUUUAAUUGCCUAUGAAUCAUUGGAUCAGACCUAAGUGAUCCAUCUGCAUUUUUGUAAGAACAGAUCAUGUUCUGUUGGCCUUCCUCUGUGAGUUGCUAGAUUUUAUCUACCUUUUACAUGAUAUGAAAUGCAUUUUAGAGACAACAUCUCCGAAGUUAUAAGACAACCCAGGUUUCUUCCGGCCAACUAUUUCACUAAGAAUACAGGUAGAGAAGAGCAUUUGCUAGCAAGCAUCUACAGUAUUCUUAUUUCUAAUGUGAAUACAUGGUGUCAUGAAAGAAAGUCUCCAGUUUUAAAAAUAAAGUAAGCUCACUGUUGCCUGCAUUCAGCAUAUUCUUAAUGACUCAAAAAUCUGAAUUAUGACAGAAAGGAAAAAUGAUAUAAAACUGCUUUCUCUUUGGAACAUACUCAUUUGUGUCCUAAUUUUGACACAAAUUACACAAGAAACACAACUUAGAGUUGCUAGAACUCAGUCACAUUAACAGAUCUUAUUUGGAAUUACAGUUUCUUAACUCCAGGGUGACUACAGAAUAUAUGCAGAAAGCAAUGACAGAGAUAUCCAAAGCUGCUUUAUAUGAUAUAGUUGUGUUCAAUAUGAAAGUCAUUUAUUAAUGCUUAGUACUAUAUAUGACCUUUUUAUGAUCUUUGGAUUUCUGGAAGGUAAUGACACUUCACUAUUUACAGCUAAUGCAUAGAUCCUUGCAUGCUGAGGUUGUACAGUAGCAGAAUAUGACACUAUUGUGAUAUUCAAUGUUUAUUUCAUAAUGCCAUUUAUCCAUAGUCAGCUUAAUUUGAUGAAGAUUGAAUGUAAUGUAUAACAGGAAUGAUCAUACACUAUGUAGUUGCAUCAUAUAUAUGAUUGCUAGGUUGCAUCUAACCAUGACUAAGUCAUUGUUUUGAUAAUUAGGCAUAUAUAAAUUAUAGUAUAUAUUCCUUAUGUUGGCAUGAUAAUUUUUCUAUUUUCCACACAUUAAAAGUAAGACUAAUUCUUAGAGUAAUUUUACCUACAGCCUGUGGGCUUUGGGGGCUGGGAGUGGAGCUGGUUGUUUUCACCUCCCUAUGAUAUUUUCUCUCUCAAAAAAAAGAAAGAAAAAGUGAGCAAAGUUUGUAAAUGUCUCCUAAAAACAAUCAAGUAAUUUUAUAAGCUUCUUUUGGACCCUUUAAAUGUUGAUUUUUCUCCUGGAAAAAAUAAAUGGACAAAACUGAUGAUUACAAUUUAAAAAUAAAAUGAUUGGCCAAUUUGUUUAAUUCUCUAACAGUUGUCAUGAGAGAAAGCUCAUGUAACAAAAACAAACAUAUUCAGAGUUGUAUGUAAAUUAUUUUCAGCGAGCUACAUUUUCAGAGGCUAAGCAAACUAUUACUGUGAAAGAAUUGUCAUACUUCCUCCACCUCAAAUCCCAUCGGGUUCUUAAAACUUGAAAUUUGAAUUUUAGAGAAUUAUGGGACAUGAUGCAAUCAAUGUUAAGUUAAAGUCAUACUAUACCUUUCUGGGCCAAAUAGUGCUAACUCCGUGACUAAUUAUGCAAUAUCUUCUAGUCUUCUCAAAGCUUUUUACUGGCAAUAAAAUUCUUUACUCUCAGGUGAAGCUGACUAAAAAGACCUUAGGGAUAAUCACUUCGAAUCUGUGUCAUGUUCUUUUUCCCACACAUACCUUUUUUCCCCAAAUACCUUAAAUUUGGAUGCUUUUUAUUCUUUUUAAUCAAACCACAAGUAUAUGCUGACACUCUUCAAGAAGUGAACAGUUAUAUGACUAAGUCUCUUGAAAAUUUAUCUUAAUGAGAUUCUGUACAUUUCAGUUUAGAAUGACUUUGGCAACAUCUUUAGAUUUUAGGAUUUCUUAUUCUUCCAAAUAAGAAAAGUUUGGGUUGACAGAAUGGAGUGUUUUUAAUUAACCUGGGAGCACUAUUGGACAACUAGAGAAUUCCUGUUGAAAGAGAUACAGUUGUUUACAGAUCAAUUUUAAAAAUUAUAAGAGGAUUGGGAUUUUCAUAAUUGCUUUUAAAUGAAAAUUUAGUUUAGUGAUACACAUAGAAGGAAAGUAUAUGCCAUAUACUAUUGCAUUAUGUUCAACAGGAAAUCUUCAGAUAGGACAUAUUUCAAAGUGUGAUCAGUAUUUGCUGUACUUGUAAACAUCUUUUUUUUUUUUUUGGUUCCACUAAGACAGAAGUGUCUGGAUGGCUGUUGUCUUGCUGCAGGAUCAUUUAGAGCACAGACUGGUGGGUGGACUUUGGAACCAGCCUUGAGUUGUGUAGUGUGGGGCAAGUUUUAACCUUUUGAAGCCUCAGACUUAACAUCUUCGCAGGGGCAGAAGAGGUGUAAAGAACUGCCCACCUUGUAGAGCUGUUGUGAACCUACCAGGUAAUAAGUAUAAACUCCCAAGGCAGGACCUCAAUGCAGUGUAGUUGGUAGUAACAAUCAUGAGGCCAUCGGGCAAUUCUUUUCCUACCAGUUUUUUUCAUGAACCCAUCUAUUAAUCGUUCAUCCAUCUAUUCACAAUAGGUAAAAGCCAGAUAGGCUUUUACAAAUGAAGAUUUCAUAAUAAUCUUAAAGAUGCAGAGAUUUCUAAAAAAAGCUACUUUGAUAUUUGGGUCAAUAGAAUCUUUGACUCUUGCAAAAUAUAUAGUUUUAGUAAUUUUUAAAUUACUGCUUAAUGACAUUUAGACAGGAAAUCAAUGGUCACUUUCACAUCCGACUUGGACAAGAAGGGAUCAGUCCUUCUGUUUGCUUGUCACACAUAGUGUAUCAUUUUUCAUUGAACACAAUACUGUGACUUGAAAGUUUUUUAUUUUCAACGUUUUAAAAAAUUAGAACUGAUCAAAUGAACUAAUUCUACCCACAUACACUUAAAAAAAAAAAAAAGCAAUUUCCAAAGCCCAUUUGCCAUUCUACUAGGGUGCGUUUGGAACUUGCUUGAUCAUAAGAGCUGUCUGGGUUAGUGCAGAUUCUUACCUUUGACUGUAGAGGUUAAGAUUCAGACGGAUGGGACUGGACCCUGGGGAUUAAUAUGCUUAACAAGCUCCUCGCUGUUUCUUAGGAUCAGGCAAAUCAGAGAAACACUGCACUGGGCCAAAAAGUUGUCUUUUUCUACAGUUAGAAGAGUCUUUUUAAAUAAUGAAGUUAGCACUCUAAUUCAAAAUGCUUUCAAUAAUUUUCUAAGGAUUACAAGCCAUCUGAUGUCACAGCAGUGUUUUCACUGUAAUGUAUAUGUAACAUUUUAGUUUCAUCUAAUUUUUUAAGAAUUAGAACCAUCCCAAUACAUAUGUCCAGGUGUGCAUGCCAGUGUUAAAACAGAUUUUGUAAAAGUUCAACCUGCUUUAAAAAGUCAACACUUUAUGAUAUAGCAUGCUAUUAAUCAAGAGUUUAAUUACUGAAAUAAAAACAUUGGACCUUCCAACCCCCACUACUAAA